ACCGUUGCUCAUGAAAAAAAUCAAAUGCCGUGAACUGUCAGUUUGUUUGGCUGUUGAAAAUUAAAAAUCAAAUAACGCUUAAUAUGUUCCUUAGAAGUACGUUUAUACUAAUUUGAAAAUUUCUAAAACAAUGUACCCCAUUAUAUUUUAUUUAACAGUUUAAAUACUAGACCAUUUCGGUCCAAAAAGAAAAAAAAAAAAAGGAUUCAUGUUCGACCCUUCACCUACCGUAUCCGCAGGCCAACACGAAACACUUUGUUAAACGUUUCUAAACAUCAAUUAAUGAAAAAAUAAAUGGUACUGUGCUGGCGACACAUUUCUUUUGUUAUAUAAAGACAACUUGUUUUUGCUGUUAUGUAACAGCUCUAAGCUUAAGGGAGAAGUAAAGAAAAAAAUGAAUAGGCAAAGCAGUUUUCCUCUUCACUUCAUAAUCUUCUUUUUCUUGUUGACAUUGUUAGUGUUGCCACAGCGUUCUGCUUCAUCUCAUAUUAGAAGGCUACUUCUUAGCCAUGAAUCAGAGCACUAUGCAGUGAUAUUUGAUGCUGGAAGUACAGGUAGUAGAGUACAUGUCUUUCGUUUUGACCAUAACUUGGAUCUACUUCCCAUUGGCAAUGACAUCGAAUACUUCCUCGCGAUAAAUCCAGGUCUAAGUUCAUAUGCAAAUUAUCCUAAAGCUGGAGCACUUUCUCUAAAGCCUCUUUUGGACAAAGCUGAAGCUGUGGUUCCCAAAGAUUUGCAGCCUGAAACACCCCUUAAACUUGGAGCAACUGCUGGUUUGAGGUUAUUAAAAGGUGAUGCUGCUGUAAAAAUAUCGCAAGCGGUGAGAGAUUUAUUCAAGAAUAAAACAACUCUUAAUUACAAGGCAGAAUGGGUUUCAGUUCUCAAUGGUACCCAAGAAGGUUCAUAUUUUUGGGUAGCUUUGAACUAUUUAUUAGGAAAUUUGGGUAAAAGAUAUGCAAGAACAAUAGCUACAAUUGAUCUAGGAGGUGGAUCAGUGCAAAUGACAUAUGCCAUCUCAAAAGAAAGUGCUUUAAAGGCUCCCAAAGUACCAAAUGAAGAGCCUUAUGUCCUCAAUAAAUCUCUUUUGGGAACUAAUUAUAACAUCUAUGUUCACAGCUAUUUGAAUUAUGGUCAAUUAGCAGCUCGAACUGAGAUUUUCAAAGCUUCUGGAAACUCAUCAAAUAGUCCAUGCAUUUUGGGAGGCUAUAAUGGUUACUUCACUUACAAUGGAGUGGCUUACAAAGCAUCAUCACCAAAACAUGGUUCAAGCUUGAAGAAAUGUAGGACAUUAGCUAAAAAAGCAUUGAAAAUUAGGGCACCAUGCAAGCACAAGAAGUGUACAUUUGGUGGGGUUUGGAAUGGUGGAGGUGGAGAUGGAUUCAAGAAUCUCUAUGCCUCUUCUUUCUUCUACGAUUAUGCUGUUAUGGUUGGUAUUAUUGACCCCAAAAAGCCCUCUGGAAGAGCUAAACCAAUACAAUACCUAAAUGCAGCAAAGCUUGCCUGCAAGACCAACGUGAAAAACAUAAAAUCAGUAUUUCCAAACAUUGAUGAGAGAAGCAUACCUUUUAUCUGCAUGGACUUGAUAUAUGAGUACACUUUGCUAGUUGAUGGAUUUGGCCUGCAUCCCAAACAAGAGAUCACAGUGAUCCAUGAUGUUAAAUACAAGAAUUACAUCGUUGGAGCUGCUUGGCCACUGGGUUGUGCCAUCGAUGUUGUUUCAUCUUCCUCCUGAUCGAACAUUGUUAUUUUUAAUGUUAUCAGUAUUUAAGUGGUUAUUAUUAAUGUCUUCUUAACCGUCUGCUUAACAAAAUUCUCAGAUUAUUUCUUUCAAUUUAUAAUUUGAGAAAAUACUUAA
Lycium barbarum (goji berry) is the source of this 1855-nucleotide messenger RNA. RefSeq names its product apyrase-like. Gene Ontology annotation, biological process: nucleoside diphosphate catabolic process. Gene Ontology annotation, cellular component: membrane. The coding region runs from base 395 to 1732 and encodes 445 amino acids. NCBI's taxonomy places the organism in Eukaryota, Viridiplantae, Streptophyta, Magnoliopsida, Solanales, Solanaceae. The record is from RefSeq and is a predicted model, not a curated record. Gene Ontology annotation, molecular function: nucleoside diphosphate phosphatase activity. The transcript is spliced from 9 exons.